Molecule: messenger RNA, 3245 nt
Organism: Drosophila montana
Lineage: Eukaryota; Metazoa; Arthropoda; Insecta; Diptera; Drosophilidae
Product: tRNA (34-2'-O)-methyltransferase regulator WDR6
Exons: 3
Coding region: 245-3226 (993 amino acids)
Biological process (GO): tRNA methylation
Cellular component (GO): cytoplasm
Molecular function (GO): protein binding
Source: RefSeq, a predicted model, not a curated record
GCCCCUCGACUGACAAACCGACUCGUAACAGCAUUAAUAUGUAAUUGGUUCAGUGCUUAAAAACAUAAUUAAAUUCAUUUAUAAGUGAGUGAUUCUGGCUCCGGAACCGAUUUCCGAAAAUAAUUUCCGCUAAAUCACCGUCGCUAAUUUGACGCAUGUUAGAACGAAUAUUAUUUGUGGCCUAGUGGGUCAUUUUCGUAAUUAAAGUAUUGCAUUAAUGCAAACGACAGCUUAAGAGCUAACCAUGAUUGCGAAGAAUAUAUUGUUUACGGAUGCCCUAGCAUUAAAUAUUUCUAAACACUCAUUAUUUACUGCUAUUGGCAACCAAGCGCUUUUUCUUUCUAGCAAUUCCAAUAUUCGGUUGCCGCAGGAAUUGCGUUACAAAAAAGUACACGGUUUUGCUUUCAUCCAUAUAUGCGAGUUAACGGGGCUGCUACUAUUUUACGCUGAAAAUGAGUUCUCUUUGUUUAAAUAUGAUACUACUCAGAAAGAAACCUUUACAUUAAUUUAUGAAGGUGAGACAAAAGACUGGAUAAAUGCAGCCGUAUUUUUCAAGGACGAGAGAAGCUGUCAAUUUGCAUUGCACAUGGCACAUGGUGUCCUUCUGCGUUUACAAUACAAUAACCCAAACAAUAUGAAAUUUGGAGAAUGCAGUAUAUUAGAAUUGGCACGUUGCACUGACUAUUCUUUGCUUUAUUACACAAUUUUACACGGUAAAUGCUAUAAUAAGCUUAAUAUAAUAAGCGGCAAUGGAUUUGGAGAAAUAAUGAUUUGGCAGCCACAUACUCCUGUUCAUAUUAACUUAAAUUCACGUACCAAAAUAUUUCCACUUUGCUUGCGGCUAAAGGCGCAUAAUGGUGUUAUAUUUUCUAUUGACAUUAAUUUAGCAGCACGUUUGCUAGUAACCUCUUCCGACGACCGUUCUUUAAAGUUUUGGCAGCUAGAAAGCGGAUCUGCGCCUGAUAUGAAAUUGGAUACAGCGUCGGUCAAGCCCUUGUUCAGCUGCUUUGGACAUACUGCCCGAGUCAUUUGUGCUAUCAUUGCAGAGUACGGAGGCCAAAUUUUUGUUAUAAGUGGAGGUGAGGAUUCGCAUAUAUGCGUUUGGAGUGAAUCAGGAGAAUUGUUAUUCAAACGCCGUCAACAAUUUGGCGCGCCGAUAUGGCGCCUGAGUUUCGACCAUUCUACCUCAACACUCUAUAGCACAGGCUCAACAGGAAACGUACUUGCUUACAACUUAAAAAUGACUUUAAGAUCAAAACAGAUCCAUUCAACCCAACUGAUACCGUUAGAUUCAUCCACCGAAUUUAUGAAAAAAAUUAAAUAUUUAAAUAAUAGUAUAAUCAUUGCUUUAAGCAAUAAAAAUAACAUGUUCUACAUGAAACUUACUAAGUCAUCUGAAAUGAAAAUUUGGAAAUCGGUUGAAGAUUUUCCCACCUAUAAGUGCACAGUUCUAGCUGUUAAUGAUGGAAUAAUUGCUACCUGUGGCUACCAACGUGUUACACUUCUAAGCUAUAACGGCGAUACAGAACGUUUUGUGCUACUUUACGAUGGAGUGAAGCUCAAAGGUCUUAUCCAAUCAUUUCACUUCCUCAGUAAAGAACUUUAUUUGAUAUCUGAUGAAUAUGGCAACUGUCUUUUACUGAAAGGAAAUAACAUGGAUGUUGAAGGAAGCAUAAUUAUCAGUAAAUGUCGUGAGCCCUGGAUAACAGCUGCACUGCUUGUGGUGCGAGAUUGCUUGCUGUUAAGCACUCGCAAUGGCCAUCUUAUUCUCUACACACGAGAAGGCAGUGUACAUUUACAACUAAAGACCAUACUUAAACGCUUGCAUGGCAAAUUGGGAUCUACUCUCCUUCAAUUGUUUAAGAUUGAUGGGAAAUAUGCAUACAUAUUAAGUGCUGGGCACGAAUCCGCUCUAAGAAUUUUACGAUUAAAUUUAACCGAUUAUCGUUUAACUAUUUUGCAACGUCAGUGUGUGCCUUUAGCGUGGAUAGAAGCAUCACCGACAUUAGAUUUGUUGAUCGGAUUUAAUGACAAUCAUAUUGUGGCUUGGUCUCAUAAAAAUGACGUGGUUUUACAAUUGCAAUGCGGAGGAGGCCAUCGGUGUUGGGACUAUCAGUUAAACAAUGAAGUACUUGAUAUAAUAUAUAUAAGGCAAAAGCAUGUAUUUCACUAUCGCGAGUUACUUCACAAUAAAUGGUCUUCAUGUUUAUGGCAGACUUUGCGAAAUGAUUGGCACACACGAAGUUGUAAUAUUAUACAAUUAAUUGAACAAAACAAUGUGCAGCCAUAUAUUGUGUCAGCCGGUGAUGAUAAUAUUAUUAAAAUUAAUCAGCUUAUCGGUCAGUCGUUUUAUCAGUGUGCCGAGUUGCAUACGCACAUCUCAAGCAUACGACAUUUAGUAGUAUACCCUUUAAAAUCUGAAAACGAUGUAAACUAUUGGCUUAUCUUCUCAGUUGGAGGUCGGGCGCAGCUAUGCAUUAAUAAGUUUGACACAAAUGGCCCAAUCGUAAGUGAACUGUGCUCGCACAUAGUACGAUCAACAAGCGGCGAUAACGGCUUACAUGAUGCUCGAUUAAUGGCAAUUAACGUUUUACAGCAUGCUACACCUGGAGAAUUCGCACUUUAUAUUGCCAGCGCUGAUGGAAAAAUUCGGUUGCUUCACUGGCAGCUAGAAAGACCUACACAAAUUUACUUACACUGUCAAAUUGACAUUAAAAGAUGUCCGCUUCAGAUGCAGUAUUCGAAUAAUCUUAAUUUAUUGCUAAUCACAACCACAAAUGGCAUGCUGUAUGGCUUCGAUAAGACUCUUUGCCUAAAACGGUUUGAGCUUCAGUUACACGCGGCUGGUAUCAAUGCUUUUGACACGUUAGACGAUGGCUCCCGUUUACAUAUUUUGUCCGGUGGAGACGAUGAAAUCUUUAAGUACACCACAAUCCAAAAAUCCGACAUGAGUGUUCUACAAAGCACGCAGUUCUCGGCCAUGCAUAAUGCUCAGAUAAAUGCGUUGGGAAUACAUUCAUUGAAACGCGUUGAUGAAGCCCCUCAACUACGUGCUUAUACGUGUAGCAUGGAUAAACAAAUUUAUAUGGUAAAUUUAACAACUUUAAAAUACACUCGCAUCGGUUAUACAUGUCUAUCUGAUAUAAAAGGAAUGCUGCUAGAUAAAAAUCAGCGUUUAUAUAUUUACGGUUGUGGGCUAGAAGUAAUUUUACUGGAAAAUAAUUAAAUAUAUGUUAAAAAAAUAA